Messenger RNA from Penicillium psychrosexuale, 726 nucleotides. RefSeq names its product SDR family NAD(P)-dependent oxidoreductase. The coding region runs from base 1 to 726 and encodes 241 amino acids. The record is from RefSeq and is a predicted model, not a curated record. The transcript is spliced from 3 exons. Lineage: Eukaryota; Fungi; Ascomycota; Eurotiomycetes; Eurotiales; Aspergillaceae. Gene Ontology annotation, molecular function: oxidoreductase activity, acting on the CH-OH group of donors, NAD or NADP as acceptor.
AUGCCGGACACACUCUCGCUUGCAGGAAAGACUGCUUUGGUUACAGGUUCUGGCAGAGAGACUGGCAUUGGUGCCGCUAUUGCCAGAGCUUUGGCCCGGAACGGCGCGUCUGUAGCAAUUCAUUAUGUGUCGGAAGGCUCCAAGGCGCGGGCUGAGAAGGUAGCGCUGGACAUCAAUAAAGAGUUUGGCACCAAAACCACCGUCGUACAAGGAGGAGUGGAAAAUUACGAUACUGCGAAGAACAUGGUUGAGCAAAUUCUGAAAGCAUUUAUCAACAACGCAGCGGCUGCACGCAACACACCGCUCUUGGAGGUUAAAGCAGAGCAGCUCGAAUACGAAUUCGCCGUCAACGUCUUCGGCGUGAUUUAUAUGACACAAGCUGUUGUUGGCGUAGGUCGAAUGCCGCAAGGCGGCCGCAUCGUCAACAUCGGCUCCAUCGCCUCCAAAAUUUUGGUCCCACCCCCUCUUGACAAGAGUCGUGGGAUUACCGUCAAUACACUCGCACCCGGUCCAGUUCCAACAGAUAUGUCGAAAGCAUAUCUGGUGGCCGCUGACGGGUCUCCAACUGCGCUUCAAAUUUCUAUGUAUGAACAGACGCGAGCUGCGAAUCGCCUCGGGUCAGUGGAGGAUCUGGCUGAUGCUACACUUCUGCUAGUAUCAGAAAAGAGCCGGUGGAUCACUGCACAGUUUAUCUCAGUUGACGGCGGAGUUACCGGGACUAUGUAA